AACGCCACAGACGGGAGUCAGACGCUCGCGGUAAAAACAAAACGAGGCUUUAUUAUUAAGCAUGUAAGCAGAUAGCGUAGUCAGAUAACAGGCGUGGGUCAAAUAACCAGAAAAUCACAAUACAAACAGAACAAAAGGAUAAGGCAAAAACGUAGUCGAAAAGAACAAGUAAGGGUCAUACACGGGUAAUACAGACAGGAAAAUAACGCUCAGUAUAUCGCUGGUGAACAGGGAAAAUACCUCGCAACACGCGAGACAAACAGACAGGUAUUUAUACCUAAACUAAAUUACUAACACCUGAACACAGUCUAGAAUUCCGGUGACGUAGACCGCACGAAUGAGCCGCGGUUGGCUGAGUCCGAACACGUGGUGUUGUCAGGUGCAUGCUGGGAGGUGUAGUUCCGGACCGGGGAUUGUCCAUAGACGGGAACGGCAGAGUCAGAAAAAGGAACUACAGAGUCUGUGGUAGGCGUCACAAUUGGUGACUGACAAAAUACUUUUUUUCCCCAUUGUAUGUAUCCAGAUGAGCAGGAUGGGUUGGUUAUUUGAACUGUUGGGCAGGAGAGGUUGGUGUCAGAAGGCUGAAAGUAUGAAACAGUCCAACUACGUCACCCAAUACGUAGUUCAGAUGUUUUUUGUUAAUGAGUCAGAGAACAGGAUCUGGACUGGUCUGUUUGCAUUACAUCUUUAUGAGAAAACCACUUUUUUGCUCCGCCUUUCCAAAAUUACUGUCAAUAAAACUGCCUUGACAGUCCUGCCCUGGCAAAGAAUUUCCUCUGCUGACAUUUUGCCGAAACCGUCCAAGCACAGCUGACCCUUUAAAGGUAAGAUAUUAACAGAAUUAUUGAUUUUUUAUUUUCAUUGAUAAUGCUAUCAACCUAACAAUCCACAUUCAUUAGUGUAGUUAGCAGAUGAGGAAAUGAAAUGUUAUAUUUAGUUUUUUCUACUGGUUCAUUCCUCACCAACGGUCAGAACAAGAAAACAAUGUAGGGCACUGUGUGUGGGUCUUUCUCAUUUGUACCUCUAACCCUUGAUUUCAAGUGUAACCCUUUUACUAAGAACAGAGUUACAAGUGACAGGGGUGAAAUUCUCCCCCAAAGAAUUGGGACCAACCUUCAAGUGCCCAAUACAGAUAUAUAGGGGAGACUGGGGUAAGUUGAGCCAAAAGGUAAGUUGAGCCACGCCUUGUUGCUAGGAAACGGUAAAAACAUUUUUCACUCUUAAAAGUGAAUUUAGUUUAUCAUAAGUUUCAUGAGAAAUGUGUUCAGACCAAAUCAGACCAUUUUAAACUUGUUUUAUACAUCAGUUGUGGUAUCUUUGACCUACAACACGAGGUCAUGAAUCUAGCAUAGAAGUGCACCAUUUUUGCUGUGGGGAAUUAUACAAUCAAAAUUGUAGCUCUGGGGUAAGUUGAGCCAUUUGGCCAGGGGUAAGUUGAGCCGGUGGGGGUAAGUUGAGCAAUUCACUUAAUAAGUGUAUUUUGGCUGUAGCUUACAGUAUAUUUCUUAAUUAUUAAAUCAAGUUUCUGCAUUUUGUUCGAUUAAAGAGUGGUCAUCAUGUCACGAAAAUAUAAGCGCAAAACAAGCAGGGGAACCACCACUGGUGUUCUUGAAAGAGCCACCAGUGAAGUGAGACAAGGGAAAAUUAUUAAAGCCGCAGCAAAUGAUGGCAAUAUCUAUAUAGAUUAAAGGUGAUGAUCUAGAUUGUAAAUUCUUGAGAAGAGGUAAAACUGGCUAUGGUAAACCCAUCUUUAAUUUCAAAGAGAAAGAUAAAGGAUUCUUCCCAUAAGUUAUAUAUAAGUUGUGUCACAAGACAUAUUGUUUUGGACAUGUUAUAUUAUCAAACCAGUUAUGUUUACAUUCAUUCUGUUUGUUUGGAGGGAUGCACAACAUCCUAAAAUAUUUGCAGAUAUAUUAUUUUCUGACAAAACUAUGAUUGCCUUGAUGUAAUGACCCUAAAUAUGAAAAAUAGCUCAUCUUACACCAGUCUCCCCUAACAGCAGAGAGCUAAAGUUCAGCAGCCUAUCUGUUGUUUAACUAGUUAACUUUAGGGAAUUGAGAUACGUCUUGAGAUAUGGGGCACGGUGGGUGCAGAUUAAAUUUUUUUUUACUCUUCCGUUGCACCAUAGCCGUCAUAGAGUCUUAGCCGACUGUUGCACCAUUUAGGGUGGAAUGGGAAAGUUAGCUAGCUAGCAACUGAGACAAACAACUAGCAAUUUUCUAUGCUUGUUAUGAAGAACAUGACCACUACACUAUAAAAUUACUACGGUAAUAUAGUGCUUAACGUAAUAUUUAAUACUUGUGGGUUUCUUUGGUUGCUUGUGCAGCCGUCUUACCAGUGAUUUUCAUAGCCUUCAUAGCCUUGUGACUGAAAAAUCUCUGUUUGAAGGGUCAUAUACCCCCAAGACUUUCCCCUAACCCCAGACAAACAGACCAAACAAAGAGUCUGCCUGUAAUACCCUGUGUUUUCUGGGUUAGUUCUGGAGAUAACAAAAAAAGCUCCUUUUAAAAGUUUAUUUUUAGCUUCUAAAGCUCUGUUCCAACCAAUUAACCAUUCAAAUGCUUUAGUUAAAUGUUUUACAUUAUAUAUAACUAGUUCAGACAACAUUUUUAAAAGAAAAUGUUAAAAUAAAGUUAUGAAACCUUAAAAUAUUUAUAUUUAUUUGUUGGAUUGUUCUGAAUAAAUGUUAAGUUAAUUAAUCUGAUUUAAUUUGGAAUUUGGUAUCAAUAUUCUGAGCUGGGUGUGGGCUCUUAGGGGUUAAAUGUAGGGAUUAAAUCACCUCAUCUCCUUUUUCUCAAACUUGAACUAGGCUCAAAACAACCAGAUUAAACCUGUUUGGGCAGAUCAGGAACAUACCCACAGCCAGAGAGAACAAGAAGUUUCCACUCAACCGAACGACUGAUUUUAUCAGAUAGUUGAUGCUGACUUUAAAUGAAAUGUUGAUUUAUAGAACUGUAUGCUGCCUAUUAUUACAUAAAGACUAACAAAUAACAUAUACUACUCUACUGGGUAAAGUGUAAUUUACAAAUACAAGAAUAAUACAAGUUUGUACUGUACUGUAAAAUGAUUCUAAAUCUAAGUAAGUUGAUCAUUUUGCUUUAACUUAUGAAGACAACACUUUUUUAUCAAAGCUAAAUGAUAAUAAUAGUUAAUCUGACUAAAAACUAAUAGUUAAUCUGAUUUUUAAAAUGUCAUAUUUUGCUCUAUUGUAGUCUAAAAAUGAUGGAGGAUGGGGAAGUUCCAGAUGUUGCUGGUAUAGAUGAUAACAGGACUCUUCAUCCACAGCCCUCUGUGGAGAGUCCUCCGCCCACUAAACGAUACAAGCCACGUGAGAUCCUUGCCAUUACAGCUACUGGUGGCAAUGAAGAAGUUCAACAGGAAAAUGUACCAGAAGAUGUACCAGAAGAUGUCAGAUAUAUCACUAACUUAAAUGUGGAGAGAUGUCCAGAUAUAAAUCGAAGUCAGUUGAUUCAAAGGCUAAUAUACUGUAUUAAAUACAACCAUCUAAUACAUUAUUCAGAAAAGACUUCCUGUUUGAGUGAAGAAGAUAAUCUUUUUUUUUAUUAUUCAAUUAAAAUUUAUAACAAAUAUUUGACUAAAAAUACUCCUUUUGCUGUAAUAUCAUAUGAUAAUUAUAACGUGGUUUUGAUCGCACCUCAAGAUCUUGAGAAAAAUGAAAAAUAUCAAUCUGAUCACACAAAAAAUGAGAGAUUUAUUCACAGAGAAACCAUUUUACUUUCUUUGAUUGAGGAGGAAAUUGGGUGUAAUAAUAAUGUAGGCAAAGUAUAUAUCAAACUCCCUUACAGUCCUUGUCCUCAUAGAAAAGAUGGAGGAUCAUGUAUGAGAGAUAUAUUUAAUAAAGCAAAAGAAUGGGACACUCGAUAUGGGAUUAAAACAAAAUGUGUAUUUAAUAAAUACUAUGGGAUCAAUGGAACGACAGGAACGUUUUGGGAUGAAUUUCUGAAAGAGCCUUUGAAUGAAAUUUUAGAAGACAAACCGAUGACUGACAAAAGCAACAUCGGGCAUGUCAUAUUAAAAGAAUUCCUUGGUGUUCUGAAAGGUUCGCUGCCCGUACAGAAACCACUCAAAAUUUCUAAAAUAAACAAUGAGAAGUUACAACGAGAAAAUAUGCAAAUUCAUUUAAAGGAAUUUAGGAAGUUUUUGAAACCGAUGAAACAAAGGCUAAACCAAGAAAGUCCCGACAGCCUAGAUAAGUAUUAUAAAAUGGCUGACUCUAAAAGUGAAUUUUUCUCUUUCUGGAAAAACUGUUGCAAAGAACUUUACAGAGAACAUUGUAAAGAAAUAUUCACUGAAAAAUUCAAUAAAAUAAUAUUUGAAUACACUUUAGAUCAGAAUGAACGACCAUAUUUGCAGUUUGGCUUUCUGGGAGAUCUAUAAUAAGAAUUUUUAUAUAUAGAACACCCUAAUAUAUUAUACACAAUAGGGGGUACCUCUGGUUCUGUUUCAUGGCAUCCACGUCUCAGAGAGGAAGUCUGGGCAUAAGUGCGGGGGGGGAAGCAUAGGCCCUUUCCUGCAUGGACCUCAGCAGAAAAGCAGCCUUUGAGCAUUUAGGGUUUGCCAUGAAAUUGAACAGUUUUUUUGUGGAAAAUUUAAAUAAAAAGAUUUUAAACUUU
Molecule: messenger RNA, 4634 nt
Organism: Astyanax mexicanus (Mexican tetra)
Lineage: Eukaryota; Metazoa; Chordata; Actinopteri; Characiformes; Acestrorhamphidae
Exons: 4
Coding region: 3220-4398 (392 amino acids)
Source: RefSeq, a predicted model, not a curated record